Exophiala viscosa is the source of this 1663-nucleotide messenger RNA. RefSeq names its product pyruvate formate lyase activating enzyme. The record is from RefSeq and is a predicted model, not a curated record. Bases 246 to 1346 code for a protein of 366 amino acids. Gene Ontology annotation, molecular function: catalytic activity; iron-sulfur cluster binding. NCBI's taxonomy places the organism in Eukaryota, Fungi, Ascomycota, Eurotiomycetes, Chaetothyriales, Herpotrichiellaceae. The transcript has a single exon.
AGCGUUUUGGAUUAUGUGUGUAACUCACUAAGCAGUGACAUGCGGAAGGUUACUUUACCACCUUUGAUGGAGCCGCAUUGCAUUGCAGCGAGGAUGAGCCGGGGAAAUGACGUCCAUCUCGUCGAAUGGGAUGUGUGUCAAUUCUCUGCUUCUCAUCAACAACAUCUUUGCAUUCUAUCACAAGGACACCGUCCUCCCCGAGCGGUGACCUAUGAAUAUGUUCGCCUACUCCCUGAGAGGUCACCAUGUUCAGAUCAUCCCUCGCUAAGCCAGCCGCAACACGGCCGAGCACGAUCCGAUCUCGUGCCUUACCCGAGUUCAAACGCAUCAAGCCAAAUCGAAGAAGCCUACAUCUCGCUCCGCCCUUUCUGCUCGACGACUACAUCCCGAGAUAUCAUCUCAUUUCUUCGGCUGAUGCUGCGAAGAAACGGUCCGCCGCAUAUGCUCACCUCCGCCAAUGCAAUCUAUGUCCCCGGUUGUGCAAUGUCAACCGCUACGAGACCACAGGGCACUGUCUGAUAGGCGCUGAAACGGUCAAGAUCGGAACUAUUGCACCACAUUUCGGCGAGGAGCCCUGCCUGCAAGGUCACCAUGGUUCCGGUUCUGUGUUCUUCAGUGGCUGCAACCUGCGUUGUGUGUUCUGUCAGAACCACGACAUCGCACAUCAAAAAGUGGGAUUUGACUUGACGCCCGAUGAACUUGCGGAAUGGAUGUUGAAACUACAAGAGGUGGGAAACGUGCACAACAUCAACUUCGUCACUCCGGAACAUGUGGUGCCUCAAGUGGCGUUGGCAAUCCUAGCUGCCAGAGACAUGGGGCUUAAUGUGCCUAUCGUGUACAACACCAGUGCUUUUGACAGCCUGGAAAGUCUCAAAUUGAUGGAUGGCCUGAUUGAUAUUUAUCUACCAGACUUCAAGGUCUGGAGUAACGAGACCAGCAAGCGACUCCUCAAGGCAGACGCAUAUGCUGAUGCGGCCAAAGAAAGCAUUCAGGAAAUGUACCGACAAGUUGGCGACUUGUGUUUCACGGGCGAUGGUAUUGCUAAGAAAGGACUUUUGGUCCGUCAUCUCGUCAUGCCUGGCAAGGAGCACGAAGGAGUCCAGAUCAUGCAGUGGCUUGCUGAGACUCUUGGUAAAGACGUAUUUGUCAAUGUUAUGGAGCAGUAUUAUCCAAAUGCACAUGUCGGCAAGGAGAACAGAGGCUCCAAAGCUGGCAAAGAGAAGCGUUACGCUGAAAUCAAUCGACCUGUGGACAAAGAGGAGGUUGGAAUUGUGCAGAAAGCCGCACGCGAUGCUGGUCUGUGGAGGUUUGCUGAAGCUGCUAGACACGGCGGCUGGAAUGUGUGAGCCUAUACGCUCGUGCACAAUCAGCCAAAUCGGCAUCAUGUUUGUGGUGCUCCACCCUCCUUCGUCCGAGCUCCUUCCGGCUCAGCCUUGUCUCUUUGUGAGAUGAGUCAAUCAGGGCCACGCAACAAGCAAAGGCAGUGAGUUCCGUUCUAUAGAUAGGCGACAUGGAAUCAAUAACCGUCAAGAAAUCUGAUCCUGAACCUACCGCGGUCAACGAAAGCACAUCUAUUCAAAGUGCUAUGCUCUUCCACCACCACCAUGUUUCCAGGACCAACGCUAUGCGUCUCGCAGUACUCGCAACUGCAACAACAACGACA